CUCCUCUUGUCUGUCUCUUCUCCUCCUCCUCCCUGUCUGUCCUAUCUCUUCUUCCUCCUCUUCCUCCUUCCUCUCUUCUUCUCCAUCGCCUACUUCCUAUCUUUCUCUACCUUCUUUUCUCUUCUUCCUCCUCUUCCUCUUUCCCUUCUUCUUCUUCUCUCCUCCCCCUUCUACUCCUUCUCCUUUAUCUCCUCCUCUUUUCUGUCUCUUCUUCCUCCUCCUCCCUAUCUUUCCUAUCUCUUCUUCCUCCUCUUCCUCUCUUCUUCUCUUUCAUCUCCUACUUCCUAUCUUUCCCUGCCUUCUUUUCUCUUCUUCCUCCUCUUCCUCUUUCCCUUCUUCUUCUUCUCUCCUCCUUCUCCUUCAUCUCCUCUUCUUUUGUCUCUUCUUCCUCCUCUUCCUCCUUCCUCUCUUCUUCUCCUUCAUUGCCUACUUCCUAUCUUUCCUUAUCUUCCUUUCUCUUCUUCUUCCUCUUCCUCUUUCCCUUCUUCUCUUCCUCCCUCCUCUUUUCUGCCUCUUCUUCUCCUCCUUCCUCUCCUUUGCUUCCCUCCAUCUCUUUUCCCCUUCUCCCUCGCAUCCAUCCCUCCAUCAUCGGAAAUGUAACUUUAUCUCGGCUUCUUUAUCAAUGUCCCAAAUGAGCUUCAAUUUAAAAUAUCCACUUUUUUUUAAAGCCCCCUUAAUUGGUUGCAGAUGCCCUUUUUCCAACGUCUGCUUUGUUUCGCAAAGUUGUUUCCCCUCGAAAAGAAAUAAUCUUCAUUUAUUUCUGUUUUAGCGAAUGCAAAAACAAAACCAUUCAUGUCUUUCUAUUAAUGUUCCCUCUCUUUUUAAAGGCAGAAAACAGAGCCCCGCCAUCAUCCUCAUCAUCCUCAUCCUAAUCGCCUGGAUAAACUCUCCUUCAUCUGCGGGAGGAAAAAAAAGGCCAAGAGACCUGAUUUAUAGCUGCUGAAAGGCCCGUAUCUGCGGUCUGUAUCAAAUGGACUGCUUUCACUCCGGUUUUCCUAGAGAGGGUUGUCCGGAUGGCGACUGGUCUGAUGGGGAAACUGAUGCCGGGUCAAAGGAAGGAAGGAAGACGCAGGAAAAUGUGUGUUGCGCAGGGAUGCCCGUCCAUUGCAUUCAGUGGAAGAGACUCAAGGGGUUUCCUUCUCUUACCUGCUUUUGAUGGGAUCAGAACCCCCUUGUUACUUGGAAACACCGCCCUCCGGUGGCCGUUGGCGGCGCUGCAGGGCUUUGGGCGGAGAGCAGCCGGACCUCCUCCGGCCGGCAGGUGGCGAUGGAGAGAACCAAAGGAAGCCCAGGAAACAAAUGGCAUUUUUGGUUUGGUUCCAAAAUCUACCCAAGAAACCCACCCACCUCCCUUCCGCUUCCUUUUGCAAACGAGAGAGGCGGAAAAAGAAGCGUUUUUGCAGGAAAGAAGGAAAGGCCGGACGGACGGAGGGAGGAUGCCCUUUCUGCACGGCUUCCGGAGGAUCGUCUUCGAAUACCAGCCGCUGGUGGAUGAGAUCCUCCUGGCGUUGGGGCUGGUGGGGACGGAGCCUCAGGAGGGGCCCAAGAGGCCGAAUCCAGGCUUCCAAGCAGAAGACGAUCUCCGGCUCCGUCGCCUGGGCGACCUCUUGCGCAGGAAGUCCCGCCUCUCCUACUUCCUGGAUGGCGUCAGCUUCGCGCUGCUCAAGGUGGCGGAGCGGGGCCUCCUCCGGGCAGCCGAGACGCUCCUCAACAACGGGGCAGACGUUGCCUUCGAAGACCCGGUGACCUACUACACGGCGCUCCACGUGGCGGUCCUGCGCAACCAGCCGGACAUGGUGACGCUGCUGGUGCGGCACGGGGCGGACCUCAACCGCCGGGACCGGAUCCAUGAAAGCAGCCCCCUGGACCUGGCCAGCGAAGAGGCCGAGCGCCUGCCCUGCCUGCAACGCCUCCUCGAACUCGGGGCCACCGUCAACGCCGCCGAUAAACACGGGAAGACGGCUCUGCUCCAUGCCUUGGCCAGCAGUGAUGGCGUCCAGAUCCACAAUACAGAAAACAUCCGCCUUUUGCUGGAAGGAGGCGCAGACCCUGGGGCCCGGACGCGCGAGGGGGACUCGGCCUUCAGCCCGCUGGUGCUGCUGCUGGGGGAGUCGGCCGGGAGCUCCCCCCAGGAGGCGGAGGCCACGCAGGGCUUUUGCUUCCGGGCGGCGCAGCUGCUGACGUGCCACGGGGCCGACCCCAGCGCCUGCCCGCCCGAGGCCUGCCUGACGCUGCUCUGCCUCAAGGGCUUCCGGCAACACUUCCGCCUCCUGCGCCUGCUGAUGGAGUCGGGGGCCGCCCCCCACUGCUCCCUCCACGGGCCCUCCUGCUGGUCCGGCUUCGGGGUGCUCCUCCAGCAACUGGACCAGGACGGGAGCCACAGCGACGACCACCUCCGCAAAGCCCAGGCCGCCCUGGAGCUCAUGUUGGCCAGCGCCCCCGUCGUCUGGCUCCCGGAGAGCUUGGAGGCCGACUUGAGUGGGGGGCGCUUCCGCGGGGAGGGGCUCCAGGCGCUGGUGGGCCGCCUGCGGCCGCUGCAACACUCCCCGGCCCCACUCAAGCACCUCUGCCGGGUCUCCGUCCGGCGGCGCCUCCAGCCCUGGCCUCUGGACACCAAGGUCCAGGCUCUGCCGCUGCCCGCGCGGCUCAAGAGGUUCCUCCUCCUGGACCAGGAGGGAGAGGCCGACCACCCAGGGACCCUGGAUAGCGUCAGAGUAUUUGCAGCGCAGCCGUAGUUGGGUGGAAGCAGUGGAGCACAGAACGAAGAGACACUUGGCGACGUUGGUAAAACUAUUUACAAAGUUUUUCUGUAUCAACACAAACAGACUACAGAGAAACACAGGACUUGAUCUCUAGGCAGGCAGAACCCGACUGAACGAGACACAAUCAGUAUGCACACACACUUGUGUCUGGAUACUCCCUAGUUCCAGCCACACAUCACGGUCCUCAUAGCUUCUUAGCAAUUAAUUCUUUCCACACGAUGGUACAUUUUGGGUAAUGCAAUCAGUUGCAACACAAGCAAGAUACACAUUGCAUUUAAACACUAUCGAUACACAAAUCCCACAUUCACAGAUAUCUCGUACAGACCGAGUGGCUGUCUGCUUGCGCUUUCCGGGAGGCCUUGACCAGCCCCAGCUCUUCACUUACAGGGUCAAGGCCUCCUUUCGGAGACAACAACUUUGCAACCAAACCAACCAUUAUUUGCCAUAAGUUCUUUGGUGGAGCCAAAGCCCCAUUGGAACUUGGUUAGGCCAUUCAAAAUUAAGCCUUGUCCCCCGUUCAGAUGAUUUUCAUUUGAAUAUUUUUUAUAUAAAAUAGAGCCCAAUAAUAGCAAUACAGUAGAGUCUCACUUAUCCAACGUUCUGGAUUAUCCAACACAUUUUUGUAGUCGAUGUUUUCAAUACAUCGUGAUAUUUUGGUGCUAAAUUCGUACAUACAGUAAUUGCUACAUAGCAUUACUGUGUAUUGAACUCCUUUUUCUGUCAAAUUUGUUGUAUAACAUUGUUUUGGUGCUUAAUUUGUAAAAUCAUAACCUAAUUUGAUGUUUAAUAGGCUUCUCCUUAAUCUCUCCUUAGUAUCCAACAUAUUUGCUUAUCCAACAUUCUGCCGGCCUGUUCACGUUGGAUAAGCGUGAUAUUGAUAUUAUUGGGCUCUAUUUUAUAUACAAAAAUAUUCAAAUGAAAAUAUUGUGCCAAUACUGGGACGUCAAGUGGCCUUAUUUUCCAAACGUGGACGUCUCCUUGUUUUUAUAUUAUUGUCAGCGAAGAACUCUAGUCCCAGUGAUGCAGAAGUUGAAGGAAGGAAAGGUCUUUCCGGUGGGGUGGUUGUGUGUUUUCUGGACUGUGUGGCCAUGUUCCAGAAGCAUUCUCUCCUGACGUUUCGCCCACAUCUAUGGCAGGCAUCCUCA
Molecule: messenger RNA, 3907 nt
Organism: Anolis carolinensis (green anole)
Lineage: Eukaryota; Metazoa; Chordata; Lepidosauria; Squamata; Anolidae
Gene: asb6
Product: ankyrin repeat and SOCS box containing 6
Exons: 11
Coding region: 1014-2735 (573 amino acids)
Biological process (GO): intracellular signal transduction
Cellular component (GO): cytoplasm; nucleus
Molecular function (GO): protein binding
Source: RefSeq, a predicted model, not a curated record